GAUACGCUUUCCAAGUUUUAACUUGCCAGUGGGUUUAUGAAAAAUACUGUACGUAGUAAGAAAUUUAUGGGAAACUGAAGAAAGAAAAAACUUGAGAUGAAGUUCCAGAAAGGAUGGGCGUCUCGACUUUUUUGGUCGGAGGAUUGGAUUGAUUUAGAUUCUCAUCUUUUCAUCCCCGCUUUAUAGCGCUGUUUUUUCUAUAUAAAAAAACAGAGCUGUUUUUUCUCUAAGAAAAAUAGCGCUGUUUUUUCUUAGAGAAGAAAGAAGCUUUCUGGUUGAAAUGAUCAAUUUUCCAGUUAGAGGUUCUGUCACUGUCCCCCUUGCUUCUAUGCUCAUGUUUUUUUAAACAAUCUACACUUUUGGCUAUGCUCCAAAUUCCCAAGGAGCCUGAAUAUCAUGAAAACUGCCAAUUCUUGUUGGAUGUUUUCAGUUUCCCCCACUAGUACCAUAUUGCUAUUGUGUAGCCAGAGUUGUUACUGGAUUGUUUGGGAAUAGAAAGUCAUUAUUCUGAAAUUUCAGCUUCAAGCUACAGGUUUUCUCUAGUUUGAAGUUGAUAAUAUAUGGAGCCUGAGAAAUGGAUAUCAUAGUUCCAUUUAGAAAACUUCAAGCAAUGGAUCUAACCCUUUCUGAGUUACUGAGACCUUAAUCCGCAAAUACAUCUCGUUUGGCAGAUCGUGGACUUGAAUAAGCUGUUGGAAAGUUCUUCGGCUGUCAAAUUUGUUGGGCAAAUCUCCUUUGGCAAUUUAUCUCUGUUUAACAAGAUCAGAUUGAUCAUAAACAGAUUACUUAAAUAUAACCAUAUAAUAUAUUAUCUUCGUCGUUUAGCAGUUUAUUUGUGUUGAGUUCAAUCAAUUGAUUUUGCAACUCUCAUACUUGAUCAAAAGGCAAGGAUCACAGAGUUACACUGCGGAUAUAAUCUUUUAAUUUUCAAAAUAUGGAUUUGGACAUAAGCGACAUUGAACGUUUUAGUGAGAGCAGCAGCAGUGAGAAUCAAGAUUAUGGUGUAAAAGCUUGUUCUAUUCUAUCUAGUCUUGAAGAUACUCUUGGAAGAAUAGACGAUUUCUUAUCCUUUGAAAGGGUGUUUAUACAAGGAGACUUAGUUUGCUUAGUACAGGAUGAACCAUCCGGGCAGACCGGUAGAGUGGUCAACGUUGAUAUGAUUGUCGAUGUGGAGGACAUUUUCGGAACUAAAAUACGAGGUGUCAACUCCAAGAAAAUCCAAAAAAUACGUUCAAUUAUGGUUGGGGACUAUGUUGUGUGUGGGCCGUGGCUUGGGAAAGUUGAAAAAGUUAUUGAUCGGAUAACUGUUCUGUUUGAUGACGGUUUUAUGUCUGAAUUCACCACAACAGGACAUGAGAUCAUCACGCCCAUUUCUCCAGACUUGCUUGAAGAUCCACACUAUCCGUUUUAUCCCGGGCAAAGAGUGAGGAUUCAUACCCGACCCGUUCCUCCAAAAUCAACCAAGUGGUUGUGUUAUGUGACUGAUGUCAGAAAUGAUAAAAGAUAUACGGGGACUGUUUGCUCUUUGGAUGCCGGGGUUGUGUAUGUUAGUUGGAUUGGUUGUGUGACAAACGGACGUGAGGAGGCAUCUAGUCCUCCACAUUUGCAGGAUUCAAAAAAUCUGACCUUGCUGUCAUGUUAUUCUGAUGCCAAGUGGCAGGUUGGGGAUUGGUGUUUGCUUCUAGAUGCUGACGAUGAGAAUUCCCUGCAUAGUUCUCUUUGGAAGAGAAGCCAAAAGGUGAAGAAGCUUGUGGUAAUUGUGAGGACAAAGGCAAAAGUUGAUGUUCAGUGGCAGGAUGGGAACACAACAUUUGGAUUAGAUGCAGAUUCUCUGUCCCCUGUUAACGUUGUUGAUUCCCAUGACUUUUGGCCUGACCAGUUUGUGCUUCAAAAGGAUAUUUGUGAUGACUCAGGAAGUCCAAGUCUCCAUAGAUGUGGAGUAGUGAAAUGUUUGGAUGCGAAGGAGCGAACUGUGACGGUAAAGUGGACAAAUUUCCAUUCUAAGGAACUAAAUAAUUUUGACAAGGAGGAAACUGUGAGUGCUUAUGAAUUGAUGGAUCACCCAGACUACUCGUUCAGUUUGGGCAAUGCUGUGUUUAGGUACUGUUUGGGUAAAUCUCAAACAUCUCAAACAUGGCAGGAAAGUAGUAACAAUCUCAUGCACCUUAGUGGUGAUGAAAUGGACCAGAACAGCGAUUACUCAUCAAGUAUUGGUAUCAUUGUUGGCUUCGAGGAUGGAAACAUCAAAGUGAAUUGGGCUAAUGGCUCUAUGGGCAUUGUUGCUCCGUAUGAGCUAUAUUGUAUAGAUAAAUAUGAAGAUGCAUCUAUGGCUAUUAUACCUUAUGGUGAAAAUCUUGAGCAACAAAAUGCUGGGGUGAAUCUGCAUGGUGGUAAACAACUUUCAAUGCCAAAAGGAAAGGAUCCAGUCGAUUUUGAUGGCGAUGGUGAAAUCUGCAAAAAGAAGCUGCCAUUGGCCAUGGGCUCCAAUUCCUUUUCUCAUGCUGCUAUUGCACUCUUUUCAAGUAUUAGUUCAGUUCUGUUCAGUAUAUCUCUGUUUGGUGGAUACCAUCAUAUAUCCCAAGAAGGGAGAAGACCAGAGAUGCUCGGCAAGGAACCUGAAGGAGAAAAAUCAGAGAAAGUGAUGGAGAAGAAAGAUGAUUAUCAGCUGAAAAGAGACGUGGGGCCCUUAACUUGUAGCAAGCUGCCACCAGAAAGCUUCAGUCAAUUUGAUAUUGUUAAUGGUUGCUCAGACCACCAUUUUGUGAACACCACAGGAAAGGAUGUCACAUCUUCCCUGGUUAGGCCACUUUUUAACAAGGUGAAAAAAGGAUGGGUGAAGAGGGUUCAAGAAGAAUGGAACAUUUUGCAGCAUGAUCUGCCAGGCGGGAUCUAUGUGUGUGUGUAUGAGGAGAGAAUGGAUUUGCUUAGAGCAGCCAUUGUUGGUGCUCCUGGAACCCCAUAUCAUGAUGGAAUGUUUUUCUUUGAUUUCUGCUUUCCUCCUGAGUAUCCCAAUGAGCCACCGAUGGUGUACUACAACUCAGGAGGACUUCGUGUGAAUCCCAAUUUGUAUGAAUCCGGAAAGGUUUGCCUGAGUCUCCUAAACACAUGGACAGGCUCCGAGAAUGAGGUUUGGAACCCGAAAUGUUCAACGGCCCUACAAGUGCUUCUCUCCCUUCAAGCUCUUGUGCUCAAUGAAAAGCCUUACUUCAAUGAGGCCGGGUAUGAUACACAGAUUGGUAAAGCUGGAGGUGAGAAAAGCUCUGUCAACUAUAAUGAGAAUGCAUAUCUGGUCACCUGCAAGUCAAUGCUAUACUUGCUACGCAACCAACCCAAGCAUUUUGAAGCACUUGUGAAAGAACACUUCAGCAGGCGGGGUAAGCAUAUUCUGUUGGCUUGCAAGGCAUAUAUGGAUGACACUCCCGUGGGUGCAGCGGGAUGUGGGCACCUAAAAUCUGAUCAAGAACACUUCAAAGGAAGUUCUAAAGGAUUCAAGAUCCUGCUUGCCAAGAUUUUCCCUCGACUCGUGGAGGCAUUUUCUGAGAAUGUAUUGGUUCCAGCUGAUUCUUAGAAUUGAGGAGUGUGAGAAAAAACUCAAAAAAGGUUUGUUUGUUAUGUGUUGAGACGAAAGGAUUAAAAAGAUGUUGUAUGCACCUAUCUCUGUAAUAUAUGGUUUGCUUUAAAUAAGUAGAAUGGAUAAAGCCAUAAAGGUUUGUUUGGAUUUACCUUUUAAAGAAGUGUUGUACUCACCGUACCUGUAAUUUAUGAUUUGCUUAAAUAAGUAGCUUGGAUACAACCAUAAAAACCCACCACUGAUGGGGCAAGUGACCGUAA
Cuscuta europaea is the source of this 3831-nucleotide messenger RNA. The record is from the annotation of a GenBank genome assembly. Lineage: Eukaryota; Viridiplantae; Streptophyta; Magnoliopsida; Solanales; Convolvulaceae.